AUGUCUUCUUCAAGCCGCAUCGUUGAGUUCCCAACCAUUGAUGGUACGACCUUGAAUGGUCGCCUGUAUAGUGCGGGAGAGAACCGUCCAUGCAUUAUCAUGACUCCUGGGUUCUCUGGGCUAAAAGAGCAGUUCCUUUUCGAUUUCGCUCUUCGUUUCCAUAAGGCAGGUUAUACCACACUUGUGUAUGACAAUCGAAACUGGGGUGAAAGUGAAGGCAAGAUCAGAAAUGAAACAGACCCCUUGCAAUCGGUCCACGACUAUUAUGAUGCCUUUGAUUACGCUGCCUCUCUGCCUGAUGUGGACUCUUCCAAAGUCGUCUACUGGGGUAGCAGUCUCUCUGGAGGUGUGGCUAUCCAAGCGGCUGGUGUCGACAAGCGAAUCUCUGGGGUAAUUGCCCAAUCUCCCUUUGUGUCAGCUGAGGUCCAAAUCGAUCCAGCGACUGCACCGUUGGUCCCGGCUCUGUUCCAAAACCGUGCAGCUGUGCGAGCUGGACAACAAUCAACGAUGCUCCCGGUGUAUCCAGAGACCAUCGAGGAAGCGAAGAAAGGAAAUGCAAACGCAAUUAUGCAAGAUCCCAAUGUCUUUUCCUACAUCGACGAGGCUAAACGACGUGGGAUCACCCAGGAGCGAUGGGUAACUGCGCAGACCGUCUUGAAUAUAAAGCAUUUCGAGCCGAAAUACUUCUUGCAUAAAAUUUCCCCAACGCCAUUGUUGAUGGUUGUGGCAGAGCACGACACAACAACAUCUUCUGAGUCGCAGUUGGAGGCGUUUGAACUUGCCAAAAAACCGAAGAGUGUCCAUGUUAUCAAAGAUGUGGGACACUUUGAAAUUUACUUCGGACCGGCCUUCGAGGAGAACAUCCAGGUCCAACUUGACUUCCUCAAAACUACUUUUGCAGCAUAG
Molecule: messenger RNA, 906 nt
Organism: Penicillium samsonianum
Lineage: Eukaryota; Fungi; Ascomycota; Eurotiomycetes; Eurotiales; Aspergillaceae
Product: alpha/beta hydrolase
Exons: 2
Coding region: 1-906 (301 amino acids)
Source: RefSeq, a predicted model, not a curated record